AUGUCCCACUUUAUCAUUAAGGAAGAUGAAUAAGAACAUGAUGAGUAAAUUCAUAGUAUUGGUUAAGUUGCUGAUCCAUCAAUUGAGAUUUAAUUUGACAGAGAAUCAGUUCUUGAAAAUUAAACUAGAUUAUCACAGUGGACAUAUAAAUAAUCAGACAGGGAAUAAGAUGGAUAGUAUGAGGAUGUAAAUCUGUCUCAUAUGAAAAAUUAAAAUAAUUCAGAUUUAAAUGAGGAGAAAACUAAGAUUUAAGAUUUGGAUAUACUUUAGCAAUAUGAAAAUUAUGGAUCAAUCAAUUAAAAAGAACAAGAAAAAUCUCCUACAAACUAGAGAGUCAAGAGUAGAUAGUAUUGCGUAUCGAUGGUCAAGAUAUAAAAAUAACUAGUCACUUAAAGAAAGAUCUAAGUACAAUUUAAGUUGGCUUUAAUUUAUUCAAAAGUUUCAUUGGAGUUGGAAUUCUAGCAGCUCCCUGAUUUAGUAUAUUAGGUUGGUGUGCUCGGAGGGAAGCAAACAGAUUAAAUUAUAUGCUUAUACUUCCAUUAGCUUGAUAAAUGUGGAUAUAACACUCAAAUAAUGAUUGCAGCCACCAUACUUCUCAUGCCUAUUUGCUUUUAGAAAAGUUUUAAGAAUGUUUCUUUCAUUAGUGCUUUUGGGAGCUUCACAGUUAUAUUUGGAUUGGCACUAUUCAAUUUUGAUUCUACUCCAAUUCUGUUAUAUCAACAAUCGUCAAUGAAGUAGCCAGAAUUAUUUAAAGUAGUGCUAGGAAGAAUAAUACUUGGUGUGCUUGCAACGGUGAUUACUUUUGGAACUAUAUGCUACUUGGUAAUGCUAAUCCCAAUCAUUCUUUGUUGCUUACCAAUUUAUAGAGUUAUGGAAAUUUGA
Molecule: messenger RNA, 882 nt
Organism: Stylonychia lemnae
Lineage: Eukaryota; Ciliophora; Spirotrichea; Sporadotrichida; Oxytrichidae
Source: the annotation of a GenBank genome assembly